Messenger RNA from Parastagonospora nodorum SN15, 399 nucleotides. RefSeq lists its product as hypothetical. Bases 1 to 399 code for a protein of 132 amino acids. Lineage: Eukaryota; Fungi; Ascomycota; Dothideomycetes; Pleosporales; Phaeosphaeriaceae. The record is from RefSeq and is a predicted model, not a curated record. The transcript has a single exon.
AUGUAUCUUUGCCUUCAAAACACUGUCUUUCUUCCUUCCUUCCUCUCAUCGUCCCCUCGACAUUAUCCAUCAAACGCCUCAAGCCGAACCAUUAAAAGAGUAAUUCCCUCUUCGCACGUCCUUCCCAGCCAUCACCCCCUUUCACGACAUACAUCACACCGCCGAAGUUUCCCCUUCACAACACCAACUCCACCCCUCCACCAAUCCCUCUCCACUCAAACAAAAACCACCCCCGCCGCCCCCGCCAACACACCCACAAACCCCAUCUUCUCCAUCCCCCCAGCAGCAGCAGCAGCAGUACUCCUCGUCGCCCCCGCCCCCGUCGCCGUCGAACUCGUACUCCCACUCGCUGCGCUCUCGGUAAAAACGAACGUCGAGUUCCUGCUCACGCCUGUUUGA